Molecule: messenger RNA, 1035 nt
Organism: Cyprinus carpio (common carp)
Lineage: Eukaryota; Metazoa; Chordata; Actinopteri; Cypriniformes; Cyprinidae
Exons: 1
Coding region: 304-1035 (243 amino acids)
Source: RefSeq, a predicted model, not a curated record
ACUGAGUAGGAAUGUCAGUGUCAGUGACUGCAAAAAUGAAGCAGUGAGUUCAGUGCUUAUACUUCAGGUGUCAAGCAGUGACUGGCCAGACUUGUUAAUAUGGAUGAAUGAAGUGGCAUUAGUCUUUCUAGCAGAACUUAUGCUUAAAGCUUUAUUUCUCUGUUUCCACAUACAGGCCUGAAGUCAAGUUUCUUAUCUAGGAAGAAGAGAAGCAGAAGAACAGCAUGUAAAAAGAGUGUGUAUGAGGAGUAUCUCCAGGAUUCAGCAGGAUCUCCAGCAUCUCCAGGAUUCGGCUGUGUGUCUAUGAAGAGCAACAUGUCCAUGUUUGAGCCUCCUGAUCUCAGUGGUUUUGACCCUCAGAGAGCAGCAUCUCCAGGAUUCGGCUGUGUGUCUAUGAAGAGCAACAGAUCCAUGUUUGAGCCCCCUGAUCUCAGUGGUUUUGACCCUCAGAGAGCAGCAUCUCCAGGAUUCAGCCGUGUGUCAGUGAAGAGUAACAACUCCAUGAUUAUUCCCCCUGAUCUCAGUGGUUUUGACCCUCAGAGUGUAGCAUCUCCAGGAUUCAGCUGUGUGUCAGUGAAGAGUAACAACUCCAUGAUUAUUCCCCCUGAUCUCAGUGGUUUUGACCCUCAGAGAGCAGCAUCUCCAGGAUUCGGCUGUGUGUCUAUGAAGAGCAAUAGAUCCAUGUUUGAGCCCCCUGAUCUCAGUGGUUUUGACCCUCAGAGAGCAGCAUCUCCAGGAUUCGGCUGUGUGUCUAUGAAGAGCAACAUGUCCAUGUUUGAGCCUCCUGAUCUCAGUGGUUUUGACCCUCAGAGAGCAGCAUCUCCAGGAUUCGGCUGUGUGUCUAUGAAGAGCAACAGAUCCAUGUUUGAGCCCCCUGAUCUCAGUGGCUUUGAUCCUCAGAGAGCAGCAUCUCCAGGAUUCAGCCGUGUGUCAGUGAAGAGUAACAACUCCAUGGGUAUGCCCCCUGAUCUCAGUGGUUUUGACCCUCAGAGAGCAGCAUCUCCAGGAUUCAGCCGUUGUGUCAGUGAAGAGUAA